This is a messenger RNA of Anisakis simplex (herring worm), 402 nucleotides long. Lineage: Eukaryota; Metazoa; Nematoda; Chromadorea; Rhabditida; Anisakidae. The record is from the annotation of a GenBank genome assembly.
AUGCUGUCAAUAUGCACUGGAAUUGUUCUGUUAACACUCGCAGAAAUUGGCUCAGGGCAAAUGAUGAUGCCCAUCGACUGCAGCCAAGCACCACUGGGAUUCCAACAACUCUGCUAUCAAUUACAAGCAAUGGAUAGGAUGUCAAGGCAGCGUUGGAUAAUCAAUCAGCAAGCGGAACAGCAACAACGUCUACUGCAGGCCCCACUAGUUCCCGGUGAGCAAUGGUUAUCGCCAGCCACACCUCAGCGAAGCUUUCAGCCAAGCGCAUUCGAUUGUUUGGACCUUCAGUGCUUAUGUCCAUAUUUCCAAGUUAGCCGAUACUCUGCUCUCUUAGUGAUUCUAAUGAUAAUAGCACUCCGCUCGUCAUUAUCAUCAACGAAUUUCUUGAUCAGUGUCAACUGA